AUGGGUGUACACAAUCACUCCGUGGUGACUGAGUUUCUUCUUUUGGGACUCACGGAGCAGCCCGAGCUCCAGCGGCCCCUCUUCUGCCUGUUCUUCGGGGUUUACGCCGUCACCGUGGUGGGAAACCUGGGCAUGGUGGCCAUUAUCAAGUGCAGCGCUCAGCUCCACACCCCCAUGUACUGCUUCCUCGGCGCCCUGUCCUUCAUCGACCUCUGCUACUCCUCCGCCGUCACCCCCGGGAUGCUGGCGGGGUUUCUAGGCAGGGGCAGGAUGAUCUCGUAUUCGGGAUGCAUGGCUCAGCUCUUCUUCUUCUGCCUUGUCAUCUCUGAGUGCUACAUGCUGGCGGCCAAGGCCUACGAUCGCUACGCGGCCAUCUGCCACCCCCUGCGCUACGGCGCCAUCAUGUCCCCCCGCCUCUGCUUUCUGCUGGUGGCUGCCGCCUUCUCCGUGGGCCUCGUCGACGCGGCGAUUCACGGAGGCUGUAUCCUCAGGUUGUCUUUCUGCAGCUCAAACACCAUUAGGCAUUAUUUCUGUGACAUCGUCCCCCUGAUAAAGCUCUCCUGCUCCAGCACGGCCGUGGACGAACUUCUGAUCUUUGUCAUCGGUGGGUUUAACAUGGGAGCCACCAGCCUGACCAUCGGCACAUCCUACGCCUUGAUCCUCGCCAGCAUCCUGCGCAUCCAUUCCCAAGAGGGCAGGGCCAAAGCCUUCAGCACCUGCAGCUCCCACCUGAGCGUGCUGGUCUUCUACGGGUCUCUCAUGUCUAUGUACCUCAAGCCUGCGUCCAGCACCUCCGCCCUCCAGGAGAAGGUGGCCUCCGUCUUCUACACCACGGUGAUCCCCAUGCUCAACCCCCUCAUCUACAGCCUGAGGAACAAGGACGUGAAAAAGGCCCUGGUGAAACUUACGCGGAGUCAGGUGUCUUCGUAA
Molecule: messenger RNA, 930 nt
Organism: Dipodomys spectabilis (banner-tailed kangaroo rat)
Lineage: Eukaryota; Metazoa; Chordata; Mammalia; Rodentia; Heteromyidae
Product: olfactory receptor 8D4
Biological process (GO): sensory perception of smell; G protein-coupled receptor signaling pathway
Cellular component (GO): membrane
Molecular function (GO): G protein-coupled receptor activity; olfactory receptor activity; odorant binding
Source: RefSeq, a predicted model, not a curated record